Molecule: messenger RNA, 7658 nt
Organism: Cricetulus griseus (Chinese hamster)
Lineage: Eukaryota; Metazoa; Chordata; Mammalia; Rodentia; Cricetidae
Source: RefSeq, a predicted model, not a curated record
GUGGACAUACGUUUGCAAAAUGGAUUUGCUCCUGGCAUGAAGCUGGAGGUAGCUGUGAAAAAAGAUCCUGAAACUUACUGGGUUGCCACCAUCAUUACUGCCUGUGAGCAGUUGCUCCUACUCCGUUAUGAAGGCUAUGGGGAAGACCGGAAAGCAGACUUCUGGUGUGAUAUUAGAAAAGCUGGCCUCUAUCCCAUUGGCUGGUGUGAGCAGAAUAAGAAGACCCUUGAAGCUCCAGAAGGCAUCAGAGAUAAGGUGUCUGAUUGGGGUGCGUUUCUACAGCAGUCCCUGAGGGGAGCCUGUGGUCCUCCUGUGUCUCUGCUAGAAGGCCUCCGUAAUGGAAGGAAUCCUUUAGAUCUUAUUGCUCCUGGAUCCAGACUAGAAUGCCAGGCUUUUCGGGACUCUCUAAGCACUUGGAUUGUUACUGUUGUGGAGAACAUUGGGGGACGGCUGAAGCUGCGUUAUGAAGGACUUGAAAGUUCUGAUGGUUUUGACCACUGGUUGUAUUACUUAGAUCCAUUUCUUCAUCACAUUGGUUGGGCUGCUCAGCAAGGAUAUGAACUUCAGCCCCCAUUAGCCAUGAGGCAUCUGAAAGAUGAAGCUGACUGGCAAGAUAUUCUGGCCAGAGUAAAAGAGGAGGAAGAAGAGCCAUUACCCUCUUACUUAUUUAAGGAUAAACAGCUUAUUGGAACCCAUGAAUUUUCUGUAAAUAUGAAAUUGGAAGCUGUGGACCCAUGGUCUCCUUUUGGGAUUUCUCCUGCUACAAUUGCUAAGGUUUUUGAUGAUAAGUACUUUCUGGUAGAAAUGGAUGACCUUCGACCAGAAGACCAUACAAGACGAUCAUUUGUAUGCCAUGCUAACAGUCCUGGCAUUUUUCCUGUGCAGUGGAGUCUAAAGAAUGGUUUACACAUCAACCCUCCUCCAGGUUUCCGAAGCCAAGAUUUUGACUGGGCUGACUACCUCAAACAGUGUGGUGCUGAAGCUGCUCCCCAGAAGUGCUUCCCUCCGUCAAUUUCUGAGCACCAGUUUAAGAAGAACAUGAAACUGGAGGCAGUGAACCCUCUUCUUCCUGAAGAAGUGUGCAUUGCCACCAUUACUGCAGUGAGAGGUUCCUACCUGUGGCUCCAGCUAGAAGGUUCUAAGAAACCUAUACCCGAAUUUAUUGUAAGUGUGGAAUCAAUGGAUAUAUUUCCUUUGGGCUGGUGUGAAACCAACGGCCAUCCUCUCAGUACUCCUCGCCGGGCAAGAGUGCAUAAACAGAGAAAAAUCGCAGUGGUCCAACCAGAAAAACAAAUAUUGUCUUCAAGAACUGUCCAUGGGGGCCUGAAGAAUCAGCUGAACUCCACACACUCAGUGAUGACCAAUGGAAAAUAUUGUUGUCCAAAGAUAUAUUUCAACCACCGUUGCUUCUCAGGGCCGUAUCUUAACAAGGGAAGAAUUGCUGAGCUGCCUCAAUGUGUAGGACCUGGGAACUGUGUUCUGGUACUUAGAGAGGUCCUCACUUUACUCAUCAAUGCAGCCUACAAACCCAGCCGUGUCCUUCGUGAGCUCCAGCUGGACAAGGAUUCUGUGUGGCAUGGAUGUGGAGAAGUCCUAAAGGCCAAAUAUAAAGGAAAGAGUUACCGAGCUACUGUUGAGAUAGUGAAAACAGCAGAUCGAGUGACUGAAUUCUGCCGGCAAACAUGUAUCAAACUAGAAUGUUGUCCUAACCUCUUUGGUCCACGGAUGGUUCUGGAUACAUGUUCUGAGAAUUGCUCUGUUCUUACAAAGACUAAAUACACACAUUAUUAUGGAAAGAAGAAAAAUAAAAGAAUUGGGAGGCCACCUGGUGGUCAUAGUAAUUUAUCUUGUGCCCUGAAAAAAGCCAGUAAGAAGAGAAAAAGGCGGAAAAAUAUUUUUGUUCAUAAGAAGAAACGCGCUUCUGCAUCUGUUGAUAAUACCCCAGCGGGCUCACCCCAGGGAAGUGGGGGUGAAGAUGAGGAAGAUGCAGAUGAUGGAGAUGAUGAUUCCUUAAGUGAGGGCAGUACAUCUGAGCAACAGGACGAGUUACAGGAAGAAUCUGAAGUGCCAGAAAAAAAGUCAUGCUCCUCUUCUCCCAUCCAGACUGAGAUCUCAGCCCCAUUACCCCCAGACACACAGACGAGUAAAAAAGAACCCCGCACUGUUUCAUUCUCAGAUGAGGAAAAUAAGCCUCCUUCACCAAAGGAAAUAAGGAUUGAAGUUGAUGAAAGGCUUCACCUGGACAGUAACCCACUGAAGUGGAGUGUGGCGGAUGUUGUGCGGUUCAUCAGAUCCACUGACUGUGCUCCACUGGCAAGAAUAUUCCUUGACCAGGAAAUCGAUGGGCAGGCCCUUUUGCUCCUUACCCUUCCCACUGUUCAAGAGUGCAUGGACUUAAAGUUGGGCCCUGCUAUCAAGCUUUGCCAUCACAUAGAGAGGAUCAAGUUUGCUUUUUAUGAGCAGUUUGCCAACUGAGAAGGACAAGCAGAGUGAGCUGGGUCUUUGAAGCACAGUGCAGCAAACCCUUUGCCCUGCUCUACAAGUGGUUGCUGUGGUCCUGGGGGCUGUCAGCCUUGCAAAUGUUGGCUUGCUUUCUUUGCACUUUCAGGAAGGAGGACCCAUACUGAGGAAGCAAAAACAGCACAAAAAUGGCUCUCCUACAGUGAAAUACGGACUUCUAUUCAGGAGAUUUCAGUUUAAAAAAAAAAAAAGUUGUGAGGAGAAAAACCUUAAAAAUCUGAAUUCCUGUUAAUGGGAAAACAAAGAAUGAUCUGGACAGCUGGACAACACCAAUUUGGUUAUUUUCAUUCUGUUCCUUCCCACUGUAGAUUGAACUUUGUUCUCUGCUUUCUCUUUCUUGAAAAGAGAGGACACAGCUUUAAGUCAGCACUGAUUUGGGACUGUGCCUAAAGCACAUCAGUGCUUCAUUGUCAUUGUGUUUUUAAGCUUUUUUUUUUUUUUUUUAAAUUAAAGCAGUUCAUUUUGGGGAUAAUUAUGUGGCUCUAGGGUUUUGAAUGUAUAGUCACACUUGAUCCAUUUUAAAAAUCUAUUCUUAGGAGUUUCUUUGUUUACUACCUCUGUUGAUGACUGCGCUUAUAGCCAUGAGUGACAUUUUUGUAUGAUGCCAUUUUUAAACUGAAUGCUAAAACUAUGACAGAUGUUAGAGAAGGCCCUGCCUGCUUUCUUAAAGAUAUCAUGUUGGCACUUACACCAGUCCCUUAACAAAUUUGUCCUAAGAAUUCUACUGUUUGUCCUUCAUCUUGACCCAGUUUUGGCCACCUUUUUAAAGUGGCCUCACAAAGACCAAUGUAUGGUAUUUCAGUUUAAUUACUCUCUAUUUGUUUCGAAACAUACAUGAUUGGCUUUUGUUUUAUGUUUAUUUUUCUCUAGAGUUGUUUGACUACCUCUGUUUCAUUUCUGGAGUCUCUACUCUCAGUGAAAAUCAGUAUGUGUUCUUUGGGUCCACUGUGAAGCCCAUUUUCCCAGUUUUCUAGAUGUGUCCGGGUAGAAGCACAGCAGAGAAAAUGUGGCUUUGGGGAUGGCACAAAGUGUGGAGUUUCGUAGUAGUGUCCUUGGUGAUAAGUAUUGAGAAGUAGCUGUGGAGAUUAUGACCAUGCCACCCCAAAUGUCCCAGAUCUUGUCUCAUCUGGAAAGCCAGUCAGAGCUGGUUGGUACUUCGAUGAGAGAGGUAGUUGAGAGGUGGUUAAGGAGUCUGGAAACCUUUGUCUAGCCAUGUUUAUGCCUGUCUUCAGUUAAACCAAUUUAAAUUGAAUGUAAUUUACAGUCUGAAGAUUCCCAUUCAGUAGCUUAUUCUUUUGAUUUUUUUUCCAAUUAAACUCAAGUUGACAUGAAACUCCAGGUGAAUUUUCACUUACAAUGACAUUGUUAGCUAUUAUAGAAAAAUAGCACUUGCUAUAUUGUAGCCAUGGGUAAGGAAAGACAUCCAUACACAGGUUGCCUCCUUUAAAUGUUUUCCUUGUUGAUUAUUUAUUUAUUUAUUUUAGGGUUGCCCUAAUCCCUACAGAUUUAUACCCUAAGCAUUUUUUCUCAAGAAUUGAAAAUGUUUUAAAACUGCAAACUGAGUACAUUCUUAACAAUUAUACAAAUAUAAGGUAAUAUUAUUACAAAUUUAAAUUGUGAUUUUUUUUUUCUUUUCUCACCUCAACCUCCACUUGUUUUUAUGGACACUUGGAAAGUCUGUAGUCUGGAUCCUGUUCUUCAUUGGAUAACUCUUGAACCUCUUUAACUCAAGCCCUCCAACCAAGUCGUAAAACAGCAACUCUUUGAGUAGUCACCAGCAGGUGUGUCUGAAAGGAGCUUCAUCUAAGUAACAGCUCAUUAUCUAAGCUUACUUAGAGAUUAGCUUUUAAAAGCUUGAGUGUUUCAUGCCCCUGGGAGAGAAGCAUAUUUGACACUAGGAAACUGCUAGUAUUGACAGGCUCAUUUGGAGUGGCUAUCUUCAUAGAAUUUCCCGAGACCUUGGCAGUCAAGUCACUAAUACAGAAGGGGUCUCAUGAGGACAUAAUACCUAUGCCUGUAGGAUCUCACAUUGUUGGCUUAGUAAAAGGAAGGGUGACAGCAAUGAUUGUGUCAUUAUGUCUCUCUUCUUGACCUCAAAGAUCACAGAAUGUAGAACCUAUCAGAGAUGAUAGGUAUUGGACCUGAAAUUGAAGCACACCUAAGUAGCCCUGAGGUAGGGAAGGUUUGAACACAACAGUCUUGUCUAACUGUACAUAAUUAUUCAGUCUCUCCUUUCUCCUAUAGAAAGGCCAGUCAUAAAUUAGACAAGUGAGGAGGGUGUCCAUAAAAAUUCCUUACACUCUUAUUGGGAGACGGUAUACUCAGUGGUCACAUUAAAGAAGAAUUAUACACCCCCAUCCCUCCUCCCAGGUGUCACACAUAAGAGGAUAAUUGUAUGAGAAUUUUGUAGAGGACUUUAAGUAUAAAAUUCUAAUCCCAAAUUGAGCAUAGUGAAACACACCUCUAAUCCCAGCACUUGGGAAGUGGAAAUGAGGAUCAGAAGUUCAAGAUCAUCCUCAGCUACAUAGUGAAUUCUGGGCUAGCCUGUACUAUAUAAGACCCUGUUUUGUUUUGCUCCUCCCCUCCCAUUUAUCUUAACACAUGCUGGGAUUAGCAUGUGUUAGCAGUGAUGGUGGAAUUAUGAUGAUGAUGAGAUGUUUUAAGCUUAGUAAUAGUUUUCAUUAUUGGGGUAAGAGGUUUAUAUGUUGCACAUCUGUGUAGGUUCUGUUUCUGAGAAAGCCAGCCUCAGAAAUUUAUUAGAGGUAUGUUGUCUGGAGUUCCCCUGCAGUUGUUCUCGAAGCUUGUCUGCAGUCAAGUUUUUGUGACCCAUCUUUAACCUGAGUUGACAAACUUAGAAACACAUGAAUGAACUCUGUUAUCCUUGUAGACAUGAAAAGUUAACUGACUUAAGCUAGACUUUACAGCUAUGUUGGUCUUAUAGGGAAACCUUGACCUGUGCAGAGGGACCCUGAUGUUUUGACUAUAUUUUGUGUAUUUCUUGUGACUGCUAUUUUCCUUUGUUAGCCAUCUUCAUCCUUUUCAAAUAUAGGGAUGCAUUAAUGUAGCCUUUGAAUUCUAUCUUUAGCCUUUCUUUAGUAAUGUACUUGGCUCCCUGUGUUUAUAAUAUGGGUCCAGGAAGGGUACUAGUCAACCUCUGGAAAUGAUGAUCAUGGUACUUAUUUAUUGAAUUAUGAUAGAGUCAGGCAUAGAAAACCACUUCAGACUUUGACCUUUGUAAAUCUUUUCUCCUAGAAGUAAAAUUAUUUUCACUCUGAGGGAAAGGGCAUUGGACCAAAGCUUCCUGAUGACUUGAAGACUUGAGUACAUUUUACAUGCUCUCUAGAACCACUUUAGUUAUUAUUGUGAUGCCUAAAUACACCUUAAGGCAGAUGGGACUCAUAUACACACACCCCUCUCAAGCCAGCAUUGUUUCCAAGAGACACAGAACAUCAGGGAAUGGAUCUAAACAGAAGGUAACAGAAUGCAAAAUCAUUGUAGAAACUAUCACUGAUACUUAUUCUUACUUGGUACAUCUCAUCAAAAACUUACAUCGAAGAGAUUCUUUUCCAGUUUCAUUGAUUGUCACAAGUGCUGGGAGAGUUUUGACUGUGGAAACACACGUUGAGUUUGAAUGUAUCUUACUUCCUGGAUAUACUUCAUGUGUGUGCAAAUUCAUACAAGUCCCUAAGUGAUCUGUUUUAUCAAUAGGACAUAUGUUGAUCUUUUGAAGUGAAGAAGGCAAAUCACUAACAGAAGUGAACUAGAAAACUUGAGCUAACAAGAUACUCCUUUUGUAAAUUUGGAUGUCUCUGGUCUUUGGACCUUUGUAAGUUGCUGUAUCUUGGGGCCAUGGUGUUGGCUUAGAAACUCUGUAAGGACAGAGUCUCCUGUGCAACCAAGAAAUAACAGUCACUUUCCUAGCAUUGGCUUUACCCAUUUUAAAUGUUUUAUUCAUGAAUUUUGAUGAUUUCUUUGUAUAAGAAUGUAUAUACUUGGGGAAUUUGAAUUUAUUCUAAUAAUCUACCUAUUAACCUAGAGUUUUGUCAUAAGAAUUCUAAACCCGAAGUCUAGCCCAAAUGGAUCUGGCUCCAGGUCCACUCACUUGGGGGUUGUUUUCCUCAGUGCUUGUCUUCAGCCACACAGGUAAUUUUGCUCUGGGAGCAGCCUUCAGAAUGAGACAUAAAGGUGUAGUGGGUAUUAAAUUCAGUGCAUAUUGAUUUUCUUGCUGCUGUGUUUAAGAAGUCAAAAUUUCACAAGAACCUGCAAACACGGGAGUGAAAGUUUGUAGGAGAGGUAGUGGAUAGGAAAGUAGGUCUAAAACUCUCUUACAGCGUUUUCUGACUAAUCUGGUAUGGUAUUAUGGCCUACCACAAUGAAGUGUUGUGAAAGGGAGACAAGUAACUCACCAGACAGUUGUCACUACCAGCAGUAAAAUGCAGAGCUGAACCAUGGAGAGGAGGGAGGGAGCUGCUGACAGUGAGACAGUGUCACCAUUGCUAAUGCUUGUGAGAGGGACUGUGUGUGGAGACUCAGGCCGAAGAGUUCCUGUAUGGUUUAUUCUGUCUAACUAUGUCUAGCUUGGCAGAAUAGACGUGGUCACAGAAUGCUGAAAGUUAAGGACAACUCAAAUCACAGAGCAGAUGAUUAGUGGAGUAAUCAGAAGUUUACAAAGCUUAGGCUAAGGUGAAGCAGUCAGUCUCUAGUCCCUUUGUCAGACUUUGGGGAAGAUAGUUUGAAUGUUUCUUUUGAGACUUUAAGUGCUCAUUUGUUUUUCCUCUCACCUCCCUCCUCUUCUUUUAGUUGAAUUAUCUCUAGUGACAGUGACAAUCAGGUCUGCCAGGAUGGGACUCAGGCUGGUUUCAGCUCUGUCCUUAGGUCUCUCUCCAAUGCUCUCUCCUUGGAAGUAAUGCACUUUGCUUUAUGUAUUUUGCUUUAAAAAAAAAAACAAACAAACAAGUUGCUUGUUUGGAACAAAUAUGAGAUGCUUUGGCAUUGUAUCCUUCCUGCUUGCUGUUUUUCCUCUUAAUUUAAAAAUUCGUGCAUUGAAGACCAAGUACACUUAAGGAGAAAUAUGCACUAGAAUACCUAUUAAAAUAACUCCCAUCAAUUUUGAUGGUUAUAAAACUAUUUUGAAUGAA